This is a messenger RNA of Sorghum bicolor (sorghum), 795 nucleotides long. RefSeq lists its product as uncharacterized. The transcript is spliced from 2 exons. The coding region runs from base 69 to 500 and encodes 143 amino acids. The record is from RefSeq and is a predicted model, not a curated record. NCBI's taxonomy places the organism in Eukaryota, Viridiplantae, Streptophyta, Magnoliopsida, Poales, Poaceae.
CAGGUCACAACCACACAAGAGAGAGACCCGGCCAGCCAGUCGUCUCGCACGGCCGCCAUAUAUUCGCCAUGCAGAGCUCAGUUUCUCCCAAGCUUCUUCUCCUGGCGCUCCCUCUCCUGCUGAUUUUUGGUCCGGUGCUCCAACUCCAAGCACGAGAGCUCGGUGGUUCGACACAACAAGCGCGGCACGUCGGCGGCGGCUUGCCAUCGGUGUUAGUGUUACCAAGCGGCGGCGGCGGCGGCGACGACGACGACGGUGCGGCCGUCGUCCCUCCGAAGCUCAACGCGCUGCCAGGCGUGAGCAGGCCGGGAGGGCUCGCGCCGCCGGCGCCGGCAAGAGCCAUCGCAGGACGUCGACUCAUCUCCCGGUGUGACCGGGAACCAGAAGGUGGCGCCGCCGUCUCCCGCGGGGAACACGCCGCCUCACUACCGCCGCUUGGGUCCGGCGGCGGACUUGUUCCGGGACGGCCUCGCUCGUGUUAUGUGGUUGUUGCUACCUGAACUGCUGCACAGACAUCACAUGAGUAGAAUCCUGCUUGCAUAGCUGCAUGCAGUUGCAGGCGCGCGGUGGCCGGUGUGCCAGCAGAGCGAGCUCGGCACGUGCGUGCGCGGCAGGAGUUUGUAUUAGGGCUUGUUUUGGCACGGCGCCGCCGCCACUGCUCCGGCUUGGACAGUAUGUAUGGCGCACUGCAGUGUUUUUGAUAAGUUGGCUCCGGGCUACACAACACAUGUGCCGGUGCCAAACGAGCCCCUUGCGUAUAGCGAAUAUCAUGUUGCAAGUGUUGUCUUGUUUAAA